Messenger RNA from Salvia hispanica, 2025 nucleotides. RefSeq names its product Eukaryotic aspartyl protease family protein. Gene Ontology annotation, biological process: proteolysis. The record is from RefSeq and is a predicted model, not a curated record. Gene Ontology annotation, molecular function: aspartic-type endopeptidase activity. NCBI's taxonomy places the organism in Eukaryota, Viridiplantae, Streptophyta, Magnoliopsida, Lamiales, Lamiaceae.
UACGCCUCUCUCUCUCUCUCUCCUCUCAUCUCCAAUCAAUCUAUAUAUCUCCCUCCCGUACAAAUUACUAGUACAUGUUCCAGAUUCCUUUUCUCUCUUCACCGCUGACCCACUCUCUGUUUCCCUCCGAUUGGGCCAGCCUUUAAUUAUUGCUCAAUCAGUAGCUAUGUUUUUUAAGGAUGUUUUGCUGAUUCUGUUUGUGUGUUGGAUUAGUUUUGGGGGCUCUGAUGCCUACGGCCUCUUCGGCUUCGAUGUCCACCACCGAUACUCCGACACCGUCAAGGAUUUCCUCGACGUCAGGGGCCUGCCGGAGAAGGACAGCCUCGACUACUUCGCCGCCAUGGCCCACCGCGAUCAUCUCUUCAAAGCCCGCCGCCUCGCCACCUCCCCCGCCUCCUCCCCCUUCCUCACCUUCUUCGGCGGCAACGAAACUUACCGCCUCUCCUCUCUCGGAUUUUUGCACUAUUCACUUGUUUCUGUGGGUACCCCAGCCGUGUCAUUUCUCGUGGCACUCGACACGGGGAGUGACCUAUUUUGGUUACCAUGCGACUGCACGGAUUGUGUACGUAGCUUGAACUCGACUUCAGGGAAGAGUGUGGAGCUCAACAUAUACAGCCCAAAUGUAUCAUCAACUAGCUCACCCAUUCCCUGCAAUAGCACUAUGUGUGGACGGAGACGAGGAUGUGCUUUGAGGCGCAAUGCUUGUGCUUACCAAGAAGUGUAUCUUUCCAGUAAUACUUCAAGUACAGGGAUCUUAGUAGACGAUAUUUUGCACUUGGGAACGGAUGAAAAUCCUCAAAAACCCGUUAGCGCCCCAAUUACAUUAGGAUGUGGAAUAAUCCAAACCGGUGAUUUUCUUGAUGGUGCUGCUAUCAAUGGUCUAUUCGGACUAGGUUUGGACAAUAUAUCGGUCCCUAGCAUCUUAGCCAACAUGGGGCUCGCAGCAAAUUCUUUCUCGAUGUGCUUUGGAGGGCGUGAUGGAGUUGGAAGAAUUUCUUUUGGCGACAAAGGAACCCCCGAUCAAAAAACAACUCCUAUCAAUGUUGAUGAAUCAUCACAUCCUAGCUAUAAUGUGACCGUGACAAAUCUUGUUGUGGGAGGAAAUUCCACCAAGAUCGACUUCUCAGCAAUCUUCGACUCUGGCACCUCCUUUACAUACUUGAACGAUCCAGCUUAUUCUGUUAUUGCAGAGGGUUUUGAUUCUCAAGUAACUGAGCCACGUUACCAACCGGAGAGGAAGCUUAUCUUUGACCACUGCUAUUCACUCAGUGCUACUCAAGAUAGCUACUAUGCUCCGGACUUGAACAUGACGUUUAAGGGCGGAGCCUUAUUUUAUGUCAAUAUGCCAACUGUUGUGAUUCCACGACAAGGUGGAUAUGCAUUUUGUUUGGCUAUUGUCAAAAGUGAGGAUAUUAACAUCAUUGGACAAAAUUUCAUGACCGGCUACAACAUAGUCUUUGAUCGCGAGGAGAUGGUCUUGGGGUGGUCGGAAUCGAACUGCUAUGAUACUGGUAGUAAAUCAAACACCCUACCUGUAGGCAAAGGCAACAAAACAAGUGAUGCUCCUGCACCUUCCAUUCUAAACCCGGAGGCCACGCCUGGCAGCAAAAAUCGUUCUUCUACAUCAUCUACACAGCCACCCCUGCCAGCAGGGCUGCCUAUAGGAAAUGGAGCUGCUCGACUCAGUUCCAUCGCUAACGGACUUAUGAUGGUCAUCGCUUCGCUGUUUUUCUACCAAUUCUGCAUUCUUUCUACAUGAGACAUGCCAACCAACUACAAGGUUUUUCAGUCCCUUUCUGAGUAUUCUGUUGACAAAUAUAUACCACAGGUUAAUUAGUUUGACAUAUUUUGUCAAUUAUUUGUUCUUUUUUAAUUUAUGUACAUAGAAAAGGGAUUGGACUUCAAUAAUUACACAUGUAUAAUGGGUUGGAUUCUGGGAUGCUCUUAGAGCAUUUUGUUUUUUCCUUUCACUAUUGUAUCUAUUCAAAUAUUCUUGUACUAUAAUAAUAUGAUUUUGUUUUGUUA